AUGAAUGUCGAACGCUGCAUCAGCCUUCACAACGAAAUCGUACGACACGGCUGGGUCGGCUCAGGACGGUCCCCAGAUACCCUCGCCUCGCAUAGCAAAUCCUGGUUCGAAGUAUUUGGCGAUGAAGCUGAAGUCGAACGGUCUGCACUCUCACCCGACCUAGUCCAAUUCCUCGAGCACCGGAAAAAGGAGGGAGACAUCGAGAAGAGUGGCCUAAGUAUUCGAAGACACAACCUCGAUGUGUUGGAGAAGCUCGUUGACGCGAUUGAGAGCCGCAUGCCUACAGCGAGUAGAUCACAAGCAACCGACUCACCUGCAUAUGGCCUGUUGGACGACAACAUACGUGACACAAUAGACCUCCCUCAGCGAUUCGCAUUCAACUUCCUAUUCCGCGCCCGCCGGCCUCGCUUCAAGAUGAUAGCUCCCGGUCUCCGCAUUAUCCCAUCCGCAGACUUUCCGGACCAACCCUUCCGCUCCUACAUGUCCAAAGACAAAGAAGAAGUGCCACCCGUACUACUCUUCCAGUCCGACCUAAACUUCUUCGAAGACCCAACCUGGACUCCGCAAAGUCCAGACGACGCCAUGGUGCCGAACUUCUUCGACUACCGCGAUAUCAAGACUUACCCUUCUGGCUUGUACCUACUGCCUACUAAUCACAGGAGUUUGGAAGAUGGGAUCUCAUGCGUCUUGCCGUACGCUAUUGGUGGGAAAGGGUUUGCGAGGCGAGGCGAUGGAACAGAUUUCGCGGGUGGAGAGGAGUGGCGUGGGAGAGAUAGCUUCACAGAGUUGUAUCAGCCUGGAAGACGGGCGCUUGAAGAAUUUCAGGCGCAGAGUCUGGCGGGGGUGUUGGAAAGUUGGCUGGGUAUGGUGGAGAGGGGGGAUUGGGAAGUCGAUGAGAAUGGGGUUGUGGGUCAUAUGGAGACUUGGAGGGAAGCGGAUACGGAGGAGGGGUGGAGGAAGUAUGUUAUAUCGAGUGAAGAACCAUCUAACUCCGACUGGGGUUGGUAUACAUAG
Messenger RNA from Alternaria viburni, 1014 nucleotides. RefSeq lists its product as uncharacterized. NCBI's taxonomy places the organism in Eukaryota, Fungi, Ascomycota, Dothideomycetes, Pleosporales, Pleosporaceae. The transcript has 2 exons. The coding region runs from base 1 to 1014 and encodes 337 amino acids. The record is from RefSeq and is a predicted model, not a curated record.